Plectropomus leopardus (leopard coralgrouper) is the source of this 1086-nucleotide messenger RNA. RefSeq lists its product as uncharacterized. The record is from RefSeq and is a predicted model, not a curated record. Lineage: Eukaryota; Metazoa; Chordata; Actinopteri; Perciformes; Serranidae.
CGAAAGCACACGCGGAAAGACCCGCUGUCAGUGGGCAUCCCGUCCUGGGAGUCCAGGAAGAGGAGCUUGAGAAGGAGAGAGCUGAGAGUUAUCUGGCCUUGAACCCAGGAAGACCAUUAGGGAAGGCUCCAGAAUGUUUUUCAGAGUCCCAAGACUGACUCCAGGCUACAUCAGGCUGCUGCAGACCCAGGCCUACCACAAUGUGUCGAUGACGCCCCCAGCAGAGAAGUCCAUGCCGGGCAUGGCUAUGCUGCUGGGGGCCGUCGGGAUUGCCAUGUGUGGCUACAGCUCCAGGCAGUUGGCCCUCUACCACCGGCCCUCCUCUCGUGUCCUGCAGUGGGUUGGCACGCACACUGAUGCCAGCAUGGUGGGCACUGCAGCCAACAGGACCCCCUUCCUGGAUGUUAAUCGCCGGGCUGGUGCCUGCCAGGAGAUCCCCCCACCCUCCUUUGUGGGCCUGAAAGUUCCCUUGAAAUAAUGACCUCUGGUGAAUGUAGAUUGGCCAGCAUGAUAGAUUGAGCUCCAGUAACUACACCUCUGCACAGCUAAGAUUGAAGCUAUGCUGGCCCCUCGUGCGGCCCAUGUGCUCUCUUGUGAUGUGCAGGUGUGGAUAUUUGACUGACCUUAACCUUAAUGUUUGCAGGAAGUUGGAUGUCUGUUAGUAAUAAUGAAUUCUGUAACUAGUGCAACACAUAUAAAAAGAGUUUAAACGCUACUGGAUUAUACGAAUUAGUCACUGAUAUUAGCGUCUUUAUGAGAGGGCACGAAGCAAUAUGAAUGAUGGAUGAGUGCAUAAUGAUGCUGGAACAUCCCAAAUACUGUUGCUGAAUGUAGCUUGAAGGAGGGAACAUGUUUAAUUUGGAGACAUUGUGUGUCUUUUUUGAGGCCUGGUGUAAAACGGGACUGACGCUUGGCAGUGCCCCUCUGUACACAGAUGGUUGGCACCUCUCUCUCCCUCUCUGCCCCCCCUCUUUCCCCUUCCCUCCCCAGGCAGACAGCCAUGUGUAAGUGCUUGAGCACCCCAUCCCUGCCCAUGACUUCAACUGAUUUCCUCUGAGGAGGAGCAGGUGCCAUCCAUCAACAAGC